Phytophthora nicotianae INRA-310 is the source of this 1967-nucleotide messenger RNA. RefSeq lists its product as hypothetical. Gene Ontology annotation, biological process: carbohydrate metabolic process; N-glycan processing. Gene Ontology annotation, cellular component: endoplasmic reticulum; membrane. The transcript has 5 exons. Gene Ontology annotation, molecular function: mannosyl-oligosaccharide 1,2-alpha-mannosidase activity; calcium ion binding. Lineage: Eukaryota; Oomycota; Peronosporomycetes; Peronosporales; Peronosporaceae. The record is from RefSeq and is a predicted model, not a curated record. Bases 46 to 1521 code for a protein of 491 amino acids.
CAAUGUAGCAAUCUCUAAUCAUUCAUUAAUCAUUUGUCCGUGGCGAUGAAGCACAACUCCGGAGCUGCGGCGAAGCGCGGAACGAGGCAGAAGCUGCUAUGGUCGAUGGUGGCAGCGCUGGCAGUGUCGAGUCUCGUUCUGUUGACUUAUUCCCACCUGGUUUACCUGCCUGCGCUGACUGGGGGGAGAGGAUACCGCCAGUUCUUCCGGUCACGUCGUCGACGUUCUGAUAGAAUGGGCAUGAGCCAACGAGAGUUCUACAAGAAACACACCGAGAGUUUCAAUGAAGACCAGAAGAUGGUGGUGAACAUGACGCGUCAUGCGUGGCAUGGAUACCGCAAGUUUGCAGGCUGGAGCGACUAUCUCAGUAUGCCGACACUUGUAGGAAAAACUGUGUAUGGCCACGACAUGGCUCUUACGACUGUGGACUCACUCGAUACGCUCUUCAUUAUGGGGUUGCACGAGGAGUUUGACGAGGCCAGUGCGUGGAUCAAGGCGAAUCUAAGCGACAUCAUGUUCCAAGACAGCAUUGUGAGUUUCUUUGAGAUCACCAUUCGAUCUCUCGGAGGGUUGCUGUCUGCGUACUACCUCUCAGAAGAAAAGCACUUUUUGAGUCUCGCUGAUAAGCUGGGACGAGCUCUCCAGAUGGGGUUUACCUGUAGAGCUUCUGUUCCGUGCCACACUGUUGAUCUCCAGGGGUAUACAAGCUACGGAGAGCCGCAUUUGUCAGAGGCUGGGACCUUCCAACUGGAAUUCGAGUACCUCGCACAUGCUACACAAAAUGACUCGUUCCUGCUCCAGGUGAAGCACGUCAACAACAUUAUGGCCAAGUUAGUCGAGACGAACUACUCGAACGGGUUGAUCCCUGUGAGGAUGGACUGGAAGUUUUUAGAACCGCAGCAAGGCGCCGUCAUAUCCUUGGGUGCUCUAGGCGACAGCCAUUACGAAUAUCUUUUGAAGCAAUGGUUGCUCACCGGGAAGCAGGACAGCAAGCUUAGAGAAAUGUACGUCAGAUCUGUGGAAGGGAUCAAAGCUGAGCUAGUGGGGCGCUCUUAUCCGUCCAACUACGCGUUUGUCGGCAAACUACUUGAGACUGGAGAACUCGAGCCUGCCAUGGAGCAUUUGACCUGCUUUGUACCGGGAAUGCUGGCGCUAGGAUACUAUCACGGUAUGCCAACCUCACAUCUCGAGCUAGCCAAGGAGCUCACAGAAACGUGCGUUCAGAUGUAUCUCCAAUCGGCGUCACAACUGGCACCUGAAAUGACUCUGUUCGCUGCCCAAGUGAAUCCAGAUGACAUCCAAGGAACGCAACCGGAACUGAUUGCUUUCCCGCAGCAAGAUUACAAUAUCUUGCGACCCGAGACUGUGGAGAGUCUGAUGAUCCUUUAUCGAGUCACAGGCGACGAAAUCUAUCGGGAGCACGGCCGUACCAUCAUGAAAGCCUUUGAAAAGCAGAGCAAGGUGCGUGGUCCGAAAUGUCUAGAUUCUAGAGUUUUCACCGGAUUCAGAUCGACCCCGUAACAUUUUUUUUCUGCCGCAGGUUGAAGCAGGUGGCUACCGCAGUACUUCAAAUGUUUGGUACGGCGAGCUGACAACGAUGGCAGGACCGAUGGAAAGCUUCUUCAUCGCGGAGACGCUCAAGUAUCUUUUCCUGCUCUUCUCGGACGAUGACAUUCUGGCGCUUGAUGAGAUCGUGUUUAACACUGAGGCGCACCCAUUUCCGAUGUGGCGAUAAGAGAGAAAAACUCAGCCCCCUGAAUUGUGUAGCCAUCGCGUGGGAGAAGAGAACUGGUUGUUCAAGUAGAGAACGUUUUGGCGCAUUUCUUCUACCACUCAUGGUGAUGUCUGACUGUAUUAAUCUAUGCGUCCAAAUAAGAUACAACUGUAGGAACAGUACUGACAAACAAUUCUACAUAGAUCAACAACCAUAGGAUAUUCGUUUACAGAGUGCAGUCCCUUUUUGCGCA